AUGUGGCUAGCAGCGGCCAUAUUGUCUUUCUUGCUGGUGUUAACCACAGCGACGCCCUGCGAAGAGGCGCGCAUGCGCUGCGCCUAUCGCAGCGGCUGUGGGGCAGCUCUGAACAACUACAUGAUGCUCUGCAACGAUGUUCUAGCCCAGCCGUCCAGUGUCUGCCCGAAGGAAUGUGAACAUGCCCUUAUAGCGCUCACAUCUACUGAAGAAGGAAAGGAAUUGAUGAAUUGUCAAUGCGAGGACGAAUACUGCGUGGACGCAAAGCAGAAGAUCUACGUGUGUCGAGCGCAAGUGUUGAAGGGCGCAGCAGACGCGACGGCUUCGUGUCGCCUCUCUCAGCUGAUCUGUCUGGCAGACGCACAGUGUGCAACCGCCCUAGAUUACUACAACCAGAAUUGUCGCUCAGUGUACCGCGGAAGAAAGUGUUCCAAAAAGUGUCUCAACUCUAUCGAAAUAUUGAGAAAACAGGAGAAAGCCGCUGCGUUGACAGCAUGCCGUUGCGACGGGAAUGAAGAUUACGAUUGUCCCAGGAUGCAAAGCAACUUGGCUAGGCUCUGCUUCCACAAGCACUUGAAGAACCACACCAAAAGCCACGAAAGAGACUACGAAGAGAGGCAUAGGAAAACACAACACCAAGAAGUGUCCUCCUCCAACCACUCCAUUAUAUCGCUUACUUUGAUUGCUCUGUGUCUUCUUCUUAGUUCGUACACGUGA
This is a messenger RNA of Leptosia nina, 717 nucleotides long. NCBI's taxonomy places the organism in Eukaryota, Metazoa, Arthropoda, Insecta, Lepidoptera, Pieridae. The record is from the annotation of a GenBank genome assembly.